AUGAUACCUCAAAAACGACUGCUCACAACGGAAGAUAUCGAGAUAUGGAAAAACUCCUCGGUAUGCGAAAACUUGCUGGAGUACAUCCGCGAAUUGGCAACAUCUGUAGAAGGGUUCCAAAAUGAGGAGGUGCAAGAACCUAUCGAAGAAUCCGUGGAAAAUACCAUGCUGCUGCUGGAGCAGAUCCACAAGGUCGUUGACAAUUUUCCAGUGAUAGAGGAUGCAGAAACAUCGAGGUUCGGUAAAGUAGAGUUCCGCAGUUUUUACGAUGAGCUAAAAUCGAGUUCGCAAAGCAUGAUUUCUCAACACUUUACAACUCUUAGCGAAUCACAAGUCGAAGAACUGGCCGUGUAUCUCACCGAAUCCUGGGGUGAUCGUGAGAGAAUUGACUAUGGUUCGGGCCACGAAUUGAAUUUCGUGUGUUUCCUUUAUGGGCUGCGAGAGUGCGGUGUAAUUAGUAGGUCUCAGAACAGAAACGUCGUGUUGAAAACGUUUCUCAAAUACCUGUCACUCAUGCGAUUACUUGAAACCAAAUAUUGGCUUGAGCCUGCCGGCUCUCAUGGAGUAUGGGGGCUGGAUGAUUACCACUUCCUUCCCUUUCUGUUCGGCGCCUUCCAGUUGUCGACCCACAAAAAUCUCCGGCCAAAGUCUAUUCACAACCCUGACAUGGUAGAAAUGUUCGCGCACAAAUAUCUGUAUUUCGGCUGCAUAUCCUUCAUCAACGAAGUGAAAACGACAGCUACGCUCAGGUGGCACUCUCCCAUGCUGGACGAUAUCAGUGGCGUAAAAUCCUGGUCAAAAGUUGCUGAAGGCAUGGUUAAAAUGUAUAAGGCGGAGGUUUUGAGCAAGCUUCCGAUCAUGCAGCACUUUUUCUUUGGCACAUUUCUAUCCUGCCCUGAAGGCAUAUCUCCACCGGGGUCGCACACCCAUUCCGACAAUCAUAAUUGCAAGCACCACUCGCUGCAAAACACCUGGGGUGACUGCUGUGGUAUCAGAGUGCCUAGCGCUAUCGCUGCCACUGGAAGUCAGAGGAAUGGAACCAAAAGAUUACCAUUCGAUUGA
This is a messenger RNA of Lachancea lanzarotensis, 1062 nucleotides long. It is a transcript of the gene RRD2, whose product is annotated as LALA0S01e03752g1_1. The transcript has a single exon. NCBI's taxonomy places the organism in Eukaryota, Fungi, Ascomycota, Saccharomycetes, Saccharomycetales, Saccharomycetaceae. Gene Ontology annotation, cellular component: protein phosphatase type 2A complex; nucleus; cytoplasm. The coding region runs from base 1 to 1062 and encodes 353 amino acids. Gene Ontology annotation, biological process: mitotic spindle organization. The record is from RefSeq and is a predicted model, not a curated record. Gene Ontology annotation, molecular function: peptidyl-prolyl cis-trans isomerase activity; protein tyrosine phosphatase activator activity.